AUGAAAAUCAAAGCGCUCUCUCGCUCCACGGCGUCACAGCAGGCCCCCGGGUCCGCUGUCGUUCGCCAGUCGCGGAAUCUCGACCCGGCCCAGCAUCCAUUUGAACGCGCUCGAGAAUAUACUCGUGCUCUAAAUGCCGUGAAGAUGGAGCGCAUGUUUGCUGCUCCUUUUCUUUGCCAAAUGGGUGACGGUCAUGUCGACGGUGUGUACAGUAUGGCGAAGGAUCCUGGCUCCCUCGAACGUUUUGCAAGUGGUAGUGGUGAUGGUGUAGUGAAGGUUUGGGAUUUGACGACUCGCGGCGAAGUUUGGGAAACUCAGGCCCAUGAGAAUAUGGUUAAGGGUGUUUGCUGGACUCCGGAGAGAAAACUACUUUCUUGUGCAAGUGACAAGACAGUCAAACUAUGGGACCCAUACAACUCGUCGCGCGAUGCGCCUCCAAUGGCCAGCUACCUAGGAUCGAGCGCCUUCACUGGUGUUUCCCACCACCGGACUGACCCUGCAUUCGCGGCUGCGAACUCAUCGAUGAUCUCCAUUUAUGACCUUUCUCGACCCUCUUCCACACCUUCGCAGACUCUUCACUGGCCCACCAACGUCGACACCAUCACCUCCAUCGCAUUCAACCAGACCGAAACAUCGAUUCUUGCCUCGACUGCUAUUGAUCGUUCAAUCAUAAUGUACGAUUUGCGAACUUCUUCGCCGGUGCACAAGCUAGUCCUCAAGUUGGCGUCCAACGCUAUUUCUUGGAACCCUAUGGAAGCCUUCAACUUUGCCGUUGCCAACGAAGACCACAACGCCUACAUUUUCGAUAUGAGAAAGACCGACCGCGCUCUCAAUGUGCUCAAGGACCAUGUUGCGGCUGUUAUGGAUAUCGAAUUCAGCCCUACAGGUGAAGAACUAGUUACCGCUUCUUACGACAAGACUAUUCGUCUUUGGGACAGAGCCCGUGGUCAUUCCCGUGAUAUUUACCACACCAAGCGUAUGCAACGUGUCUUCUCUGCCAAAUUCACACCCGACAACAAGUACGUGCUUUCCGGAUCUGACGACGGCAACGUUCGCCUGUGGCGUGCCAAGGCUUCCGACCGCAGCGGUAUCAAGAGUGCUCGCCAGCGUAGCAAGCUCGAAUAUGACCAAGCCCUUAUCAAGCGCUACGCCCACAUGCCUGAGAUUCGCCGCAUCAAGCGUCAACGCCACCUGCCGAAGCCUGUUAAGAAGGCUGGCGAGAUCAAGCGCGAGGAACUUUCCGCCAUCAGGAGACGCGAGGAGAACGUGCGCAAGCACACGAGCAAGGCCAAUCUGAAGAAGAGACAGAAUGAGCGUGAGAAGAUGAUUCUUACUCGCGAGCAGUAA
Penicillium argentinense is the source of this 1347-nucleotide messenger RNA. Its product is annotated as rRNA-processing protein SOF1. Gene Ontology annotation, biological process: maturation of SSU-rRNA from tricistronic rRNA transcript (SSU-rRNA, 5.8S rRNA, LSU-rRNA). Gene Ontology annotation, cellular component: nucleolus; small-subunit processome. Lineage: Eukaryota; Fungi; Ascomycota; Eurotiomycetes; Eurotiales; Aspergillaceae. The record is from RefSeq and is a predicted model, not a curated record. Gene Ontology annotation, molecular function: protein binding. Bases 1 to 1347 code for a protein of 448 amino acids. The transcript has 3 exons.